Sporothrix brasiliensis 5110 is the source of this 1077-nucleotide messenger RNA. RefSeq lists its product as uncharacterized. Bases 1 to 1077 code for a protein of 358 amino acids. The transcript is spliced from 2 exons. The record is from RefSeq and is a predicted model, not a curated record. Gene Ontology annotation, cellular component: cytoplasm. Gene Ontology annotation, molecular function: 2-oxoglutarate-dependent dioxygenase activity. NCBI's taxonomy places the organism in Eukaryota, Fungi, Ascomycota, Sordariomycetes, Ophiostomatales, Ophiostomataceae.
AUGGGCUCCGUCGACACAACGCCGGCCCUCCGGGUCCAGCCCUUGACAAAAGGCACAUCGAUCGACCACCUCGACUAUGUCGACGUGUCCCCCAUCAUCGGCCGCGAGUACCCGACCGCCAGCCUCAAGCAGAUGAUUGACGCGCCCAACGCCGACGAGCAGCUGCGCGACCUGGCCAUUACCAUCUGCGAGCGCGGCGUCGUCUUCUUCCGCGCGCCCCAGGACGACCUGUCCAUUGACGAGCAAAAGGACAUUACCGACCGGCUGGGCAAGCUGACGGGACGCCCCGCCGAGAACGGCCUGCAUGUCCACCCGCUGUACAACGACCCCAACAACAUUCCCAUGGCCAACGGCCAGACGGACAAGAAUAUUUAUGUCAUCAACUCGGAGGCCCAGAAGAAGCUCUACGCCACCAUGAAGAACCGCCCGGCCGCCACCGAGCCCCGCGAUCUCGGCCGCGAGUGGCACAGCGACAGCCUCUUUGAGACCUGCCCGUCCGACUUUUCCUUCUUGCGCAUGCAGUCCACGCCGCCCGCCGGCGGCGACACGCUGUGGGUCUCGGGCUACGAGCUGUACGACCGGCUGUCGCCGCCGUUCCGCGCCCUGUUUGAGAGCCUGACGGCCACCUGCGCCCAGCCCGUGUUCCAGUCCGCCUGCGAGGCCGGCGGCUACGACGUCAUGAGCCCGCGCGGCGCGCCGCAGAACGUCGACUACGCCUUCUCGCCCGUCCACCCCGUCGUGCGCACGCACCCGGUGACCGGCUGGAAGUCGCUCUUUGCCGGCGUCGGCCUGCACGUCUCGCGCAUCAACGACGUGUCCUCGUACGAGGACCAGCUGCUGCGCGACUACACCCUGCGGCUCAUCACGCGCAACCACGACUGCGUCGCCCGCAUGCACUGGACCCGCGGCGCCUGCGCCAUCUGGAGCAACGAGUGCACGCUGCACGCGGCGACGCCGGACACCCACCUCGUCGAAGGCGUGCGGACCGGCGUGCGGGCGUCUGGCAUCGGCGGCGUGCCGUACCUGGACCCGGCCAGCACGGGCCGCCGUGCGGCUCUGGGGCUGCCGCCAUUUUAG